Molecule: messenger RNA, 1049 nt
Organism: Pogonomyrmex barbatus (red harvester ant)
Lineage: Eukaryota; Metazoa; Arthropoda; Insecta; Hymenoptera; Formicidae
Product: pentatricopeptide repeat-containing protein 2, mitochondrial
Biological process (GO): mitochondrion organization; multicellular organism development; regulation of mRNA processing
Cellular component (GO): mitochondrion
Molecular function (GO): RNA binding
Source: RefSeq, a predicted model, not a curated record
GCGACUAUUGGCGGCCGCGAUUGGCCAAUCACGCGCCAUCGUUGGCGACGGCGCCAACGGAAUUAAUCGAACCGCAGUCAUGGCAGUUGAGUGGGGAUGAUCGGCACGGCACCGAGUCGCGACCGUACUGCGGAGUAGACGGAGAAAUCAAGAGGGAGAGAAAGAGAAGGAGAGAAGCCCGGCCGACUUCCUCGUAGCUUCCUCGCGAUCGUGAUUGUCGUCGAGUUAACCCCGGCCGAUCGUUUCCACUUGCGCGCAACGUGAAACAACGCGAUGGAAAUUUGGGACAUCUCACAUAAUCGGACCAGUCUGCAGCGGCGGCUCUUCGUCAUCGAGCGAAGUUCACAUUUCUUCCUUCCUGGCGCCACGCGACACAGCUUUAUCUCAGUGAAUGCACGAGGUGGACCAAGCGGAUCGCGGGACGCAGGCCUGAUUGUCUGUCCAUCGCAAACGGGGCACAGGCAGCACACGUAACAGGCACGCCGAACGUGUACCGGAUGGAUCGUCCCGUGUUCCAAGUAUUACAAGAGCGAUCUCCUGCGUGAUGAGACUGUCGAUGUGGGAAAAAAGGCGUGCGCGGAACACACGACCUCUUCUUCGUGUGCCAUCAGGAACGCCUGGGUGUGGCGCCAGAAGAACUCGGAGAACGGCCUUAGACACGACCUCGUCUGAGACUGACAAAAGUCGCUCCGAUCGCACCUCCGGUUUCGGCGUUGGACGAGUAUCUACGCGAGAGGACAAGAACCUGCAUUCUAUUUAUGGUUAAUCGUCGAUCGAUUUGCCUCAGGCAAUGCAAAUGCUUCAAGCACAGGCAUAUAUUUUUUUACAGCUCCGUAACUGUCACAUAUUCUUCUAACUUUUGACAUUGAAUCAUAAAUGAUAACGACUAUAAUAGUCCUGUUUUUAAAUUCUUAUCCUCCAAUACAAUAAAUUUCUGUAAAUAAUUUUUCUUUAACUUCUCAAAAUUGUUAAAUUGUUCAGAAAAAUGUGGUUGUUGUAUUGACUAAAAGUUGAUCUGUAUUUUUUGAAAAUGAAAAUAAUCGCUGAUA